AUGUCGCAAUCCUCUGCUUCUGGUAUCGACUCGGCUGCCCAGACUCAACUAUCUUCGAAAACGAGCACAAAUCUACUCCACCUGCCAAACGAAGUGCUCCUCCAAGUCCUCCAGGAGAUCGUCCCGGAUCCACCCAAAGGCGAACACAGCGCUUUCGCAAGCCUGCUCCGUGACACAAAUCACAUUUCUCUCGAGUACCUCGAGUACAUGCGGAUCGCGGCGGUCAGUAAACGGUUCAGGCAGCUGGCUCGAGACGCUUUCUUCAACACCUAUAUGGCACUCUUGAGAAUUUGUUUAUACGCACCACUCGACGACGACCCAAUCCGCCAAGCAGUGAAGCGGGACUCUCGUGUCGAAACAUCUCUCGAUCGUUAUUCGAUCUUCCGGACUCGGCUGCAGCGGCUGCAUCUCCAUAUGGAAGUCUGGUGGACCGAGUACGUCCACGAAGGUGUCGAGCUGUUGAAAUACGCGCUGCGCAAGUAUCCUUCUUUGAUGGAGGUGCAGCUUGAUGUGACUAUGAUAGAGCUGAAGGAGGAUGGAGCGGAGAUUGCUUGUAAAAUGUGGGAGGUCUUGUGUGCGUGGAGGAAACGGCGGCGCGCUAAAAGAAAGGUCAAGCUGGGGAUGACGGUGUGGUUCGACGAUAAGAGGCUGACUUACCAUGCUUACGGCGCUGUCACGGUCAAGGACCUCCGGAAGCCUCGGAAUGCUUGA
Molecule: messenger RNA, 711 nt
Organism: Baudoinia panamericana UAMH 10762
Lineage: Eukaryota; Fungi; Ascomycota; Dothideomycetes; Mycosphaerellales; Teratosphaeriaceae
Exons: 1
Coding region: 1-711 (236 amino acids)
Source: RefSeq, a predicted model, not a curated record